CAGUUCUCUGGAAAGAGAUAAAGGCAGGGAGGGUGGGGCAGUUUCAGGGCCAGCAGCUGCCCAGGGCAGGUGUCUCUUCGGAGGGUAGAGGUCCCUGCUCCUGUCCCUCAGAGCUCUGGGAUCCUCCCCAGGCUCUGCAGCACCAUGUCCCCAAUCCUGCUUGUUCUUCUGCUCUUGGCCUUCCAAAAUGCCCCUGGAAAAACGGAAGAACCAGAGUGUGGUCGACCACAGCGGCCCGAGGGCCGAAUCGUGGGUGGUUCUGAUGCCUCCGUUGGAGACUGGCCGUGGCAAAUUGCCCUGUUCUGGGGCGAUUUUUACAUGUGCGGCGGCUCCCUGAUCUCAGAGUCCUGGGUCCUGUCUGCAGCCCACUGUGUGGUACAGAACCAUACUACGAUACCCCCGGAGAUGCUUUUCGUGGUCCUGGGAGCCCACAAUCAAAUGUCUGGGGCCCCCGGGAUCAGAAGGAACGUGUCUCAGGUCCUGGUCCACGAGGACUAUCUUGAAGCUGAGAUUGGCGACAUCACUUUGCUGCAACUCUCCAAGCCCGUCAAUUUCAGCGACCUGGUGCAGCCUGUCUGCCUGCCCCGGGCCACUCACCACUUUGCCCACGGAGCCUCCUGCUGGGCCACAGGCUGGGGAGCCAUCACGGAAAAAGUGGACCUGAAUCCCCCGAGGACCCUCCAGCAGGUAGAACUAAAAAUCCUUGGAGAGGAUGCCUGCCAGUGUCUAUAUAACAACACUCUAAUCGCCCAAAACUACACUUUCACCCUUGGGCCCGGGAUGCUGUGUGGUGGCUUCCCUGAAGGUCGGAAGGAUACUUGCCAGGGGGACUCUGGAGGCCCACUGGUCUGUAAGGAAGGAGAUCAGUGGUUCCUGGCUGGAAUCACCAGCUUUGGCUUUGGUUGUGCCAGAAGAAACAAGCCAGGGGUUUUCACAGCUGUGGCCUACUAUGAAGACUGGAUCCGGGAAAGAGUGACUGGACAUAGGGUUGCCUUCCCCCCACAACCCGAGCCUCUGCUGCCCGAUUUGCCAGAGUAUUCUUUUGGGAACUGUACCCUUGCCUUGCCAGAAUGCGGAAGGACCAACCGAACUGGUUUUUGGCCCUGGCGGGCUACAGUGGUUAGCCCAAGAUCCAAGCCCUGCCAUGGGGUGAUGGUGUCGGAGAACUGGGUCCUGGUGCCUGCCAGCUGCUUUCAGGGCCUGGACCUCAAUAAGAAGGACUUUGAGGUGGUGCUUCCACCCAAGGCCAUGAGGAUACCUGUUGCCCAAGUUGUGUUGAAUGAAAACUAUACCAAGAGCUACGAUUAUGACCUGGCCUUGCUGCAGCUACAAGUGCCCGUGAACAGGAGCGACAACACGAGGCCAGUGUGCUUGCCCAUGGUAGACCACUACUUCCUGCCCGGGAGCCAAUGCCGGCUGGCCCAGUGGGGGCCCGGAGAGCCACCCACUGUUGACACUUCCUUGCUGGAGUCCCAGAUGAUGUCCGGCUGGUGGUGUUCCUGCCUUUACCAGGAGGGGGCGCUUGUGCCCCGGCCUCAAGCUGUACCUGAAGCCCUGUGUCCCUACUACCGCCGGGAGGAGGAAACCCACCGCUGUUGGAUGGGGAGCCGUUGGAGCCUCCUAUGCCAAGAAUCGGGGACCUGGUUUCUGGCAGCUGUUUCAGUCCCCCCAGAAAACUGUCUCCGACCUCAGAUCUUCUCCCCAAUGCAAACUCACGACUUCUGGAUCAGGAGUAUCACCAUUAACGCCUACAUGGAGGAUCAGCUGGAUUGGAACUGGAAAGAGGGGACACAGGCGCUCUUUUCCUCAAAGAGCUGUCCUCCUCCUCUCUCCCCUAGAGUUUGUGGCCUUCGACAGCUGGCAGCAGAAGAAACUGGUCUAUGGCCUUGGAUGGCAGAAGUGCAUGGAAUCAGGGGUGAAUUCUGCAUAGGCAUCCUGGUGAGCCCUCGUUGGGUCCUAGCAGCUAGUCACUGUGUGACAAGGCAGGCCUACAUGGAAUCUAGUCUUCGAGUGUACCUGGGCAAGGCAGGGCCCGAAUUCACUGCCCCGAGCUUCCCCGUGUCAAGAUUGGUCAGAAACAUUCAACUGCCCUCCCUUGUGGGAUCCAGAGCACCUCUGGUCUUACUGGAGCUAGACACCAGAGUAGAGCCUUCCCCCUCCACCCUGCCUGUCUGUCUCCAUGAUAAGCCUGCCUUACCUGGGACAAACUGCUGGGUGCUAGGCUGGCAAGAUAACCAAGUCCCCUUGGCUGUUGAAGUCUCCAUCUUGCCCCCUGGACUUUGCCACUGCUUCCACCAGGGUGAGCUGCCUUUUGGAACCAUCUGCGUCCAGUAUUCUAAAGGGACAGAGGCCAGAUUGCAGGUGGAUUCAGCACCAGCUCUCCUGUGCAAAGAACAAGGCUCCUGGGUCCUGCUUGGCCUAGCCCUAAGGGGAAGCAGGAAGCUAUUUGCCCCAGUGGGGCCCUUAGAAUCCUGGGUCUCCCACACGGUGGGGGAAGCAUCCUUUCUGGACCAAGCAUCCUUUUCCAAAGGGUCUACCUUCAAGCCAUACAGUGUCCGGGACCCGUGCCCUCCAGGCCUGAGUGGGGCCUCCACACCUCCAAGAGCUGCACUAUUACUGCUGCUGCCUCUCUUUCUUCUACUAGUCUGAGGUCCAAGGAGAGAAGAUGCAACUGUACCUUUUCCCUCCCAUUUCAUCUCUUGCGUCAUAAGUGUCUACUCCUACUAGAAUGUGCCCAGACCAGUUCCAGGCUGGGAACCUCGAAAGCUUCCCCCCCCCAUACAUACACACUCACCUCCCCCAAGGAGGGUGAUGAUGAUGGUGACGAACUGCCAUCCCUGGGUGUCUAAUUGGACUGCUAAUUUGAGCCAAGGAAUCCUGGGGGUGGAGUGAAUACCUGGGCAAUAAACACAAAGCCAACAUUGCCA
Molecule: messenger RNA, 2927 nt
Organism: Monodelphis domestica (gray short-tailed opossum)
Lineage: Eukaryota; Metazoa; Chordata; Mammalia; Didelphimorphia; Didelphidae
Gene: PRSS36
Product: serine protease 36
Biological process (GO): proteolysis
Molecular function (GO): serine-type endopeptidase activity
Source: RefSeq, a predicted model, not a curated record